AUGAUCUCUGUCGAUCUCGGCCAUGCUCGCCCGGUCACCGCCGUCGCUCGGGUCUUUACGCACGACGGGACUGCGGCCUUGGAGACGUUCCGAUUCGGGAAAGAAGGGCCUGAGGGUAUCACAGCCCAAGCGAAUCGGAAGGGUGCUCGUCAACGCGCCAACAAAACGCGUCGCAUCAACGAAGCCUUGCAAAAGAACAAGCUCGCGUGGUGCCCACUUGCCACGAAGCUCGGCCUACCCCUUCGCCACACUUACGACGCGAUCUCGGUCUCGAGCACCCAGAAAGAAGACACUGUCGAUCUUGUACAAACAGACCCAACAAUUUGCAAAGGUGUUUGGUCUUGAGAGUAUGGGUGAGUUCGCGCUGGCAACGAUUCCCAGUGUAGUCCAAGGGGAUCUGCUCGCAGCCUUCAAGUGGUCAAUUGGGUGGACUACGCUGACACCGUUUACGAACUCGUGCCCACGCGAUCCGACACCUGGCAGCCGCAGCCCGUCGACCCAAUCAGUCAACUUCAUCUCCACCCACCCAUCCCGAGACCGCAACCUACGGCGACCUACUCUCAAAGGAGUCGCGACCCGUCUUCCUCGUCCUCGGCAACGGCUUCACCAGCCCUGGACCCAACCCGUCGGGCGUAUCGUACGCCCAUAGCUGAGUCAAGAUGCUGUACCGCUAUCUCCAGGCGCUCGGGCUCGAGUACAUCGGCUUCUACACCGGGAGCGAAUACUUGACGUCGAAACUGUGCUGGCAUCUGGACUGUAGGAACACGGACGGCACGAGGAGUUGGUAAGUUUGCCAUGAUCGGGCCCUCGAUCAGUGUCGUUUUUGCCGAGCUCGAAGCACCACUGCACACUCAGCUGGCACUGACGCUCGCGCCGUAUCGUGAUCUGCCUCCGCAGGGUCGGACUUGCCCUGCGACCAAACGGCUCCACCUGUUUCCGCGUUGCCCUAGGCGGUGGAACCUGCGUCCACAUGCCUGCCGACCGGGACAUCAUGGGAUCGGGGAACUGCCUGAAUGCGUUCGAGCAUGAGAUCCUAUGGGGCCGGCACCCGUUCUUCCGGUCGGCUCCCGCCGCUGUGCAAGCAUCGCAGGACCAGCAGUAA
Messenger RNA from Microbotryum saponariae, 1102 nucleotides. The record is from the annotation of a GenBank genome assembly. Lineage: Eukaryota; Fungi; Basidiomycota; Microbotryomycetes; Microbotryales; Microbotryaceae.